AUUUGUAUUCAGUGCCCGGCCAUACAUUAACCACAAACCCACACACACUCUCUCUCGCUCUCACACACAGCAACUCACAUGGAUCUCGUUAGAUAGCCUUUAUAUUUGCAUUCUCUAACACACCUUCAACUGGCGCAGAGUGGUCGAAGGACAGCGAGAGUGACGCAGGGAGGGUUUAGGCAAAGUUAAGAGGAUCCCCAACCUUACAAAAGAAGCAAGCACACAGUGCAUCGCCCCAUCGGCGGGAACCUUUCUGACCCUCUGCUACCACAGGGCUCGGCCGCUGUCAGGAUGGGCUGGGUGAGCGCACUCUUGCUCCUCACGGUCAUUGGGGAAGUUUGGACCUGUCUCUUUCACCGCGACUGGAGACCGCAAAGUGAGCAGUGCCGAGCCGAACUGGCCGAGACCAUCGUAUAUGCCAAGGUGUUGGCCAUCUACAAGGAUACCUACAGCGUGUACAACUACCUCCCUUGGCAAUAUAACACUGAUCUGUUCUAUUCGGCGGAGGUGGAACUGUUGUGUGACCAAGCUUGGGGCAGCAUGCUGGAGAUGCCGGCUGGAGCCAGGUUUAACCUGACUGGACUGGGCUACUUCCUCUGUCACUCUUACACUGUCAUGGAAAACAACACCUAUUAUUUCUUCAUCAGGAGGGAUGAAAAUGACAACUUGGUGCCACACGGAGUCAAUGAUCAGGAUCCAAUUUUCUCUGACACACCCGAAAACAAGCAGAUGUUCGCUAGCAUCUUCCAGUUCUCCAACUGUGUCAGCGGCACCAAUCAUCAGACGUACACACCUGAGUGGGAACUGCAAGAAGAUAAUCGGCUCCUCUGCUCAAGCGUGCAGAAGGCCCUUUACGAGGAGGAAGACCGGGUGCGGAUGCUCAACCAGAAAGUGAAGUCUCUGGAGAAGUCCAUCAACCAUCUGCGUGAGAAGGUGAAGGGAACUAAACGCUCACUCAGGCAGGUGAAGAAAGAGAGCAAGCGAGAGGCAAUGCUCUUGAAACAGCAGCAGAACAAGGAAAGAGGAAAGUUGAACGCAAAGCAGGACACUGGCAAACCGAUCCUGAAACCAGUCAAGAAACCAGUCAACCACAAACUGUAACGUUCCAGACGCACUGGUUGUAACGGUCUGUAAGUUUGAGAUGAAAUGCUUCCAUGCAUUUCACAUAGAAACACAUGGAAACUACCUACACUAUAACAGCAAUCUAUUCUCAGUAACAUUGUAGUUGUGUCAACUAGAAAAAUAUAGUUGUGUAGCUUGGCUUUCACAUUUGCGUCAUAUUUCUCAGUCAAUUUAAGUUUAUUUUCUGUUUAUAGCAAGAGUAAUUGUGUUUAGAUAGAAGCAAGUUGUAACGGGCAUGGGACCCAAUGCAGAAAACUGGUGGAAACUUCCCUGCAGUGAUUGGCAAGUUGGCAAAACUUUGGCAAGAUUCCACAGGGAAACAAUGUUGACGUGGAAAAUAGAACAACCUGUGCCAAGGCAGGAAUUCAUGAUGUAUUCAUUUAUUAGUAAGAGCAGCUUUUACACAGUCCUGUCUACAUUUCACUGACCAGUUGAACAUCUAAUGUCACCUUUUGAUUACUCUGUAAUGGAUAUCACCUUAACUAUUAUUCCCUGUACAACUCCAUAUUGUAAAACUAAGACAAAAAUGUUCUAAUGAUAAACAGUCUGGAAAGCUCAUUAAGCAGGUAAAAAACACCUCAGGUAUUUAAGGCUUUCAUUAAUAUUGAGUCUAUUGCUAAUUAUGCUGUAAUUUGGUUUAACUUCAUUGAAAGAUUUCACGGAGUGCGGAGUAGUUCAGGGGGUCAGGCGGCAUCUCAGGAGAACAUGGAUAGGUGACGUUCCAGAACUGAAACAUCGCCUGUCCAUGUUGCCUGAGAUGUUGCCUGACCCACUAAGCUACUCCAGCACUCUGUCAUUUUAGCAGCCAGAAUCUGCAGUUCCUUGUUUCUUCAUUUAAAGAUUGUUUUUUCUAAAUAUAAAUGGUUAAUUUGAAUCACCAUCACCAGCAGUCCAUUUUAUAAAGUUAGUGUUUAGACAUCCAGGACCACUUUCCAUUAGGAGUUUGCAAUGUUUUUAAUCACAAUUCCUUUUGUAUAGACGGUGCUUUUUUUCUGUGUGGGUUGGUUUGUGAAUGUUGCUUCAUGCCAUGAUUAACCAAUAAAUAUAUAAUUUCUGUAGAGAGAAGGUGUACCACACAUUAAACUCAGUAACUUGUGAGAA
Molecule: messenger RNA, 2223 nt
Organism: Leucoraja erinaceus (little skate)
Lineage: Eukaryota; Metazoa; Chordata; Chondrichthyes; Rajiformes; Rajidae
Product: coiled-coil domain-containing protein 3-like
Exons: 3
Coding region: 292-1101 (269 amino acids)
Biological process (GO): negative regulation of gene expression
Cellular component (GO): extracellular region
Source: RefSeq, a predicted model, not a curated record